Messenger RNA from Trichoderma gamsii, 723 nucleotides. RefSeq lists its product as hypothetical. Gene Ontology annotation, molecular function: glutathione transferase activity; glutathione binding. NCBI's taxonomy places the organism in Eukaryota, Fungi, Ascomycota, Sordariomycetes, Hypocreales, Hypocreaceae. Bases 1 to 723 code for a protein of 240 amino acids. The record is from RefSeq and is a predicted model, not a curated record. Gene Ontology annotation, cellular component: cytoplasm. The transcript has 5 exons.
AUGGACUUGAAAACAGUAUCGACCAAAAUGUCUCAGAUAACUCUUUUCACUGACUCUCGGCUGCCCUGCCCUCAGAGACUGCUACUCACUAUCCAUGAAAUUGGGCUCCAGAUCAAUGAUAUUAGAGAGGUUGACAUUUCUAAAUUUGAACACAAGCAACCAGAUAUCUUGGAACUCAACCCUUUCGGCGCUGUACCGUUCAUUCGAGAUGAGGCUCAUAAUCCGCCAUUGAUGUUGGCCGAGUCACGCGCCAUUGCAAGAUAUUUGGCACAUGCAUAUGGUAGUAACGAUGUAUCAGCUUCACUGCUUCCGGAUCCAAACGACGUUGUCGCGAUAGCCAAGUUUGAAGAAGCAGCAUCAAUCGAGCUUACUUCUUUUGACGCUGCUGCCAAUCAGCUCGUCUUUGAAGAACUAUUCAAACCUAAUUGGUUCCACGGCGAAACGGAUGCUGAGAAGUGCAAGAUUCUUAGAGAAAGGCUUGAGCAAGUCGUUGACUUGCUAGAUAAGAGACUUGAGAGUCAAAAAUUCAUGGCAGGCGAUAAAUUGACCGUGGCGGAUCUUUUCUUUGUCCCUUACAUGCAUCAUUUGGACCAGAGUGUAUACCCAACACUGAUGCAUUCUCGGCCACACCUGAGCGCAUGGUGGAAGAGGAUAACCACUCGCGAAUCUUACAAAAGCAUAUUUGCACUUCAUCAACUGGCUGCGACAAUGUCAUGUCGCUAA